Messenger RNA from Sugiyamaella lignohabitans, 1077 nucleotides. RefSeq names its product Yia6p (gene YIA6). Gene Ontology annotation, biological process: pyrimidine nucleotide import into mitochondrion. The record is from RefSeq and is a predicted model, not a curated record. The transcript has a single exon. NCBI's taxonomy places the organism in Eukaryota, Fungi, Ascomycota, Dipodascomycetes, Dipodascales, Trichomonascaceae. Gene Ontology annotation, cellular component: mitochondrion. Bases 1 to 1077 code for a protein of 358 amino acids. Gene Ontology annotation, molecular function: pyrimidine nucleotide transmembrane transporter activity.
AUGUCAGACGAGGAUGGAAUUAUAGAAGUCAAUACCCAUCGGGUAGUAUGGCACGAACGUCCUCUUCUCAACCUUACUGAUGAUCAUAUAAAUGCUAUAUCUGGAGCGAUAGCUGGUGUGACUUCUGGAGUCGCAGUAUGUCCACUGGAUGUCGCCAAAACAAGACUACAAGCACAGGGAGGAUUCUCGGCACUUCAACGUAGUCGAGAUCCUACGGUGCGAGUGGUGACAAAAUACUCUGGACUCCUAGGAACUGUGUCUACGAUAUUUAAAGAUGAAGGUGUGAGAGGCCUAUAUAGAGGCUUGACUCCGAUAAUUAUAGGAUACAUUCCUACCUGGACCAUCUAUUUCAUGCUGUACGAGAAAACUAAACGAAACAUCACCCCCUAUUUAUCCAACUAUCCAACCCUGGCUCAUAUUGCAUCUGCUAUCACCGGUGGAGCCACGUCCACACUGGUGACAAAUCCAAUCUGGGUGGUUAAAACGAGACUCAUGUCUCAGAACCAGUCCACCUCAUGGCAUUAUAAAUCUACCUGGGACGCCGUUUCGACUAUGUAUCGGACCGAAGGUAUUUCAGUAUUCUACUCAGGUCUUGGUCCAGCAUUAUUAGGACUGUGUCACGUCGCAAUUCAGUUCCCACUUUAUGAGAAAUUCAAGCAGCUGUUCACAGCUGAGAAAGUCUACGGACCCAUAACCGAGCUCGCUGAACACAUGCCUGCCGACAGCAUCACGGACGACGCCAAAGCGGUUGCUGCUGACAGCAUGGGCAUCCUCCUCGCAUCAUCACUGUCCAAAGUCAUAGCAUCGUCAAUCACAUACCCGCACGAAGUGAUUCGAACGCGGAACCAGAUCCAAAACUACACAGCCGGGGGCGUACCCCAGCGAAACAUCAAAUACCAUGGCAUCGUGCACACCGCCAAAACUAUUUUCGUCGAAGAAGGCUGGCGGGCCUUCUACGCCGGUCUUGGAACCAACAUGUUCCGAGCAGUCCCCUCGAGCGCCGUGACCCUACUCACUUACGAAAUCGUCUCAGGCUACCUACGGCGGGCCCGCGACAAAGUAGAUAGACAGACUUAA